UAGCGCGGAAUAAAACAAGAUCAGUGAUGUGGCUGUGUGGCCAUUGUCUGGUGGAGUCAAAGAGAUACGAAUACAUUAAGGAAAUGAGGAAAUACAUUGAUGUUGACGUCAGGGGUGGGUGUGGAAAAUCUUGUGACGAAAAACCACCUUGUAUGGAAUCGCUGACUCCGAACUACAAAUUCUACCUGUCGUUCGAGAACUCUUUAUGUCAAGAUUACAUCACGGAGAAAUUUUUCAAACUUUUUAACAAAGACAUCCACGUUGUACCAGUUGUGAGAGGAAAAGUGGACUACGAGAAAUAUUUUCCGGAAAACACUUUCAUAAACGCGGCCAAUUUUAAAACGGCCAAAGAUUUGGCUUUAUUUCUGCUAAAUCUGGGCUCAGAUAUUGAGAGUUACAGCAAGUAUUUAGAACAUAUAGAUCUGUAUAGAGAAACAGACGACUAUCUAAAGACAGCAGGCUGUACUUUAUGUAAAGCUCUAAACACGAAGAAAAUGGAGCCCAAAAUUUACAACAUAAAAGAGUGGUUUGUCAACGGAAGUCAAUGCGAUCAAAAUGUUAAAGACACACUUUAAUUUUGAGAUCUUGAUUAUUAAUUUUUAAACAACUACAACUCUACAACAGUGAAAUUUAAUAUACUUUACAUAUACGCACUACGUUCCGUUUUUGCACGAUUUUAUUUAACUUGCGUCCUCGUUCAGUCUGUCUAUAUUUCGUCACAAAUCGACACGAUCGAGCUAAAAUUUGGGCAGUUCUGACAGAUUCGUUUCAAAGUUGGCAUGUGGGUUAGGACAUGUAGACAAUGCAAACGUACUUUAAAUUUGACUUAAUUGGAUGCCUAAUUAGUUUUUUAUGAAUGAAUUAAAAUUUCUUCAAAUUAGUAGGCAGACUUAUCCAACUAUUCCGCACUAUUAUACGCGCGUUAUUACAUACAACAUUUUUAUUAAAACAUAUU
Messenger RNA from Physella acuta, 955 nucleotides. Its product is annotated as glycoprotein 3-alpha-L-fucosyltransferase A-like. Gene Ontology annotation, cellular component: membrane. Lineage: Eukaryota; Metazoa; Mollusca; Gastropoda; Physidae. The record is from RefSeq and is a predicted model, not a curated record. Gene Ontology annotation, molecular function: fucosyltransferase activity.